Molecule: messenger RNA, 594 nt
Organism: Ixodes scapularis (black-legged tick)
Lineage: Eukaryota; Metazoa; Arthropoda; Arachnida; Ixodida; Ixodidae
Exons: 4
Coding region: 1-594 (197 amino acids)
Source: RefSeq, a predicted model, not a curated record
AUGUCUUCAGGCAGGACAGUCCGGAUCAUCCUGCUGCCUGUCCUCGCUGUGGCAGCCCUCGGUCAGGUGCUCAAGACCAACCAUCCUCCUCCCUUCAGUUUCAAGAGCGGCGUCGUUCGACUCAUCGUGAAGUCGUUCACAGACGAGCUGAUCCGAGACCUGAGCUCGAGCUCGCUGCUGCAGCUGACCGAUCCCCAGGCGCAGUUCCUGAGGCAGCGCCUGGACAAGCUGUACGAGCACGUCCGCCGUCACCCCGCGCUGCACCAGCGGUACCUCUGGGUCGGCAAGGACAGGCCCAACGUCAGCCCCGAUGAGACACCCGCCGCCCGCCGCCAGCAGGCGAAGAGAAGCAAAGCGCCCGAAGUGUCCGGACCCGCUCCACGCGGCGUGAAGAGGAACCCACCCGACAUCGCCCUGGCUCCCCUGUCCGAGGAGAUUUGCCGGACCAGCACGGCCUGGGAGCGGAUGAACAAGACGGUCGACUCGUUCGGCAACGCCGUCGAAGUGGUACAGGACGAGGCCUUCCCCCAGUGGGUCUUCGCCUACCGUUGCGCCACUCAGGGAACGACCUGCGUGGGCAUCGACGCCCUGUGA